ACCUCAGUCAUGGCUGCCGUUCUUCUCAUCGGACCACCGGAGAUCUAUCAACAACCACCCAAAUUCGCCUCCGCCUCCACCGCCACCGCCCCUACCACCACGGGCGAUGCAUUCAUCGACCUUAUGAUCGCGGAUUUUAACAAAACAGCAACAAUUACAUCCCCGUUGAGAGUGGUGACGGAAAACAACUCUCCGACGCUUCUAUCGUCGGGAAACCCCUGUUUGGAUUUCUUCUUCCACGUCGUCCCUGACACGCCGCCGGAGUCCCUCACCAAUCGAUUGAAGCUCGCGUGGGAUCACGAUCCGCUCAAGGCUCUGAAACUCGUCUGCAAUCUCCGCGGAGUGAAAGGCACCGGCAAAUCCGAUAGAGAGAGCUUCUUCACCGCCGCGCUGUGGCUGCACCAGCAACACCCCAAAACACUAGCUGGAAACGCCGCCGCCUUCGCCGAUUUCGGCUAUUUCAAGGAUUUGCUCGAGAUCCUCUUCCGUCUCCUCGAAGGAGCCGAGGCGCGAAAAUCGGCCAAACAGAUUGGAGAGCUCUGGAAUUCUCGGAUGCGUACGGGGAAGGGGAAGAGGAGAAGAGGCGAGCGGUUGUCAAAAUUGAUGGAGGCGUUUCACGGCGGGAUUAAUUCGACGCCUGAAGAGAGGAGGAUUGAGAGAGCGAGGAGAGUGGUGGAGAGAUUCAAUCACGAUGCUGAUUUCCGAUUCCUCCACAAUUGCAUUUCCGAUCUCUUCGCGCAGCGGUUGAGAUUGGAUAUGGAGAUGUUGAAAUCAGGGGAAUUGAACAAAAUCAGCCUCGCCGCGAAAUGGUGCCCCUCUCUCGAUUCGUCGUUCGAUAAAAUCACGCUGCUGUGUGAAACCAUAGCGAAGAAGGUGUUUCCGGUGGCGGAGUUUCCGGAGUAUGAAGGCGUGGAGGAGGCAUAUUACGCGUAUCGGGUGAGGGAUCGGCUGAGGAAGGAGGUGCUCGUGCCGCUGAAGAAGGCAUUGCAGCUGCCGGAGGUUUACAUCGGCGCCAACGAUUGGGGAUCUCUGCCCUACAACAGAGUCGCUUCCGUGGCGAUGAAAAACUACAAGACUCAUUUCUCCAACCACGAUGAAGAAAGGUUUGGCGAGUAUCUCGAAAAGGUGAAGUCCGGCAAAGCCACGAUUGCAGCUGGCGCAUUGCUUCCUCACAAGAUAAUCGAAUCGUUGAAUGAUGAAGAGGACGGCGAAGUGGCGGAGCUGCAGUGGAGGAGAAUGGUGGAUGAUAUGUCGAAAAUUGGGAAAUUGAGCAAUUGCCUUGCAAUCAGUGAUGUUUCAAUGAGUAUGGAAGGGAUUCCGAUGAAGGUAUCGGUGGCGCUAGGGAUUUUGGUAUCGGAAUUGAGCGAGGAGCCAUGGAAGGGGAAGAUCAUCACUUUCAGCGAAACACCAGAGCUUCAUAUAAUGGAAGGGGAGAGCUUGAAAUCGAAGACUGAGUUUAUUGAACGUAUGGAUUGGGGAUUGAACACUGAUUUCCAGAAGGUGUUUGAUGUGAUACUUGAAGUGGCGGUGAAAGGGAAGCUGAAGGCGGAGGAGAUGAUAAAGAGGUUGUUUGUGUUUAGUGAUAUGGAAUUUGAUGAGGCGUCGGCGAAUCCUUGGGAGACGGAUUAUGAGGCGAUAGUGAGGAAGUUUAAGGAGAAGGGAUACGGAGAAUGUGUGCCGGAGAUUGUGUUUUGGAAUCUGAGGGACUCGAGGGCGACACCGGUGCCAGGGAAUCGGGAAGGGGUGGCGCUAGUGAGCGGAUACUCGAAGAAUUUGAUGAAAAUAUUUCUUGAAGAGGGAGGAAUUAUGGAUCCAGUGAAGGUGAUGGAUGCAGCAAUUGCUGGGAAAAAAUAUGAGAAACUGGUUGUCUUGGAUUGAUUUGGUUACAUAUUUGCAUGUAGUAAUAUUGAUUUGUGUUACAGUAGAAAAAAUAUCAUUGUCGCAGCA
Molecule: messenger RNA, 1947 nt
Organism: Salvia splendens (bonfire salvia)
Lineage: Eukaryota; Viridiplantae; Streptophyta; Magnoliopsida; Lamiales; Lamiaceae
Exons: 1
Coding region: 10-1878 (622 amino acids)
Source: RefSeq, a predicted model, not a curated record